Messenger RNA from Rotaria sp. Silwood2, 561 nucleotides. The record is from the annotation of a GenBank genome assembly. Lineage: Eukaryota; Metazoa; Rotifera; Eurotatoria; Philodinida; Philodinidae.
AUGCCCCGUGAAGAGCGUUAUCAAUGUUUCUGGUGCAAGAUACAAAUCAAUCAUGGUAGUCGCAAGUAUUCGGCAAGUGGGUCGCUGCUAUUGCGAGUUUUUCUGGCUGCGAACUCUGGAAGACGAGUUGAUUCUGACGACUCUAUUUGUGGAGCUUGUCGAAGACAGUAUGAUCGGUGGCGAAAAGCUAUGGAAAAUGACUUCGACCACCUUGAUGUACCAAUAAAUAAAAAGGAUCCUCAAGAGAAUGAAGAGCCUAUGGAUGGUUAUAUCAUCAGUUCCUUAGGACCAUUUUUCACGGAUUCAUUAAAUAACGAUGCAGCCAUUCUGAAGCACUGUAUUCUUAACGAUGAACAACAAGUGUUGUCUUGGCUUCGCGAUAAUGAUGUCAUGGUAUUAGAUCGUGGGUUUCGUGAUACUGUUAAUGCACUAAAUCGACUUGGUCUUAAAGUUGCUAUACCUGCUUUUCUACACAACCAAAAGCAGCUCCCUGCCGAUGAAGCUAAUCAAACCCGAUUCGUUACGAAGAACCGAUGGGUUAUUGAAAGUGGUAAGAUUUAA